AUGGUAAAGGAAGAAAAGGAAAGGCUUCAAAGAGUGAACGAUCAACCUGAGCUUGAUAGAAAACAAAAACUAGCUUCUGAAUUAGGUACAAGUUCAAAACGUGCAGACCAAAGGCAAUUACAAUCUAAACUACUUACAUCGUUCACCGAUGAAUAUCAUGGAAGAUUCCGAAGUUUAUGCAGAAGAUGCAAAAUGCAUAUGGCGCCCACUAGUGCCGAAAAUGAUCCAGUAAGAGAGCAACUUCUCAAAUUCUCGUUGAAUUUUAAUGAUACAGUUAAAAAGUACUAUGAUAAUCCGGACAACCUUUAUGAGAUUAUAUACUCCGAUACGUCUGAAGAGACGCGUGCUAUUGAGCGUAAACCACACAAACGUUCUACUUUAAUAAACGCUAACCUUAAUAUUCAUAAAUAG
Messenger RNA from Rhizophagus irregularis DAOM 181602=DAOM 197198, 411 nucleotides. RefSeq lists its product as uncharacterized. The record is from RefSeq and is a predicted model, not a curated record. NCBI's taxonomy places the organism in Eukaryota, Fungi, Glomeromycota, Glomeromycetes, Glomerales, Glomeraceae.